Camellia sinensis is the source of this 1411-nucleotide messenger RNA. The record is from RefSeq and is a predicted model, not a curated record. NCBI's taxonomy places the organism in Eukaryota, Viridiplantae, Streptophyta, Magnoliopsida, Ericales, Theaceae.
AACAAUUUUUCAUUCAAUCCUCAAACAAAAAAACCAUAUUUUCCAACAAACAGUACCAUGUUUGAGGAGAAGGCUCAGAGAAUAUCGGAAGCUGCAAUAGCAUUGAAGGACGAAGCAGCAAAUGCUUGGGAUAAUGUUAAUUCUACGCGCAAUACGAUUCAAGAGAUUGUGAAUGAAGAAACUGUUGCUCAAGAAGCUGUUCAGGAAGCAACAAUGGCCCUUUCUUUGGCUGAAGCGAGGCUUCAAGUGGUAGUGGAUUCACUUGAAGCUGCGAAAGGAAGAAAGAGUGAUUUAGAAUAUGAAAGUGGAGGCGAAGAAUCGAAUAUAUUGAGGAAAGAUGAGGAAGCAGUCUUGAUUUCUAUAUCUGAUACAAAAGUUUAUUUUUUGAUUUAUGACAGGAUUGCCUUUUACACCAAUCGGGUGGAGAGAAUUAACCAGCUAUUUCUACAACCAGACAUCAUUACCGCUGGUGUCAACGAAGUCUCAUCAAAUACAAAGCCUUUGAUUCGUCAAAUACGGAAAUUGCCCAAGAGAGUUAAGAAACUAAUGGAGAUGAUUCCUUAUCAAGAGGUAAAUGAGGAGGAAGCUUCUCUUUUUGACAUGUCGUGGUUGCUGUUUGCAAGUGUCAUAUAUGUGCCUAUAUUCCAAAAAAUCCCUGGAGGCAGUCCUGUUCUUGGAUAUUUGACUGUUGUCAUAUUGAUUGAACCUUAUGGUCUCUCUAUUAUUCAUCAUGUACAUGAAACAAAGGCGAUAGCUGAAUUUGAAGUUGUUUUCUUGAUGUUUAAUAUUGGCCUGGAGCUUUCUGUUGAAAGACUGAGUUCUAUGAAGAAAUAUGUUUUUGGUUUGGGCUCUGCUCAGGUCUUGGUGACUGCAGUGGUGGUUGGCUUAGUUUCUCGCUUUAUUGCUGGUCAGCCCAGUCCUGCAGCAAUUAUCAUUGGGGAUGGCCUGGCAUUAUCUUCCACUGUUGUUGUCCUUCAAGUAACAGUUAAUGAGCAGCUUUGUAUUGCAGGAAUGAGGUGAGAGCAUGUCACGCCAUGGACGAGCUACAUUUUCUGUUUUGCUUUCCAGGAUUUGGCUGUUGUGGUUCUGCUGAUACUCACACCUCUUAUUUCACCGAAUUCAUCUAAAGGGGGCGGGGGGGUAAAAGUUCUUACUGAUUCUUAAAAUUUUAGGUUAUCAUACCACAUGUAUUGAUGAACAGCCAACUACCACAUCACCCUUUCUUCUGCAGUCUCUGUUAGGCAUAUGAUGUUUAACUAUAUUUGUUUCCUACCUGGGAAAGUCGAAUGAAUAAUUAUUGAAGAUUGUUUCACUUUUGAGCUUGUGUAGGAUAGCUGCAACUGCUAUUUUAGUUGUUUCUGCCAGUGCUAUUGCUGCUUCUUCUUCUUUUUCUGUUGUUACUAUGGGUAAU